Messenger RNA from Plasmodium inui San Antonio 1, 195 nucleotides. RefSeq lists its product as hypothetical. Bases 1 to 195 code for a protein of 64 amino acids. Lineage: Eukaryota; Apicomplexa; Aconoidasida; Haemosporida; Plasmodiidae. The record is from RefSeq and is a predicted model, not a curated record. The transcript has a single exon.
AUGACAGCUCUCAAACAGAAAGGGCAUAUUUUGAAAAGAGAAAUUACGUUACGAGGCACCAGAAAGGAUAAUACAAAUAAAACAAACGCCUAUCUUCCUCCCCCAAUCAAGAAGGAGGGAUCAACGCCUAAGGGCGUUAGGCUAGACUCGAUGAAUCAGGAGAGAAACCGAAGGACCUUGUGGCAGACAUCGUAA